CAGGGUCACAUCCAGUACACAUGUCACAGCUAAACAGGCCAACAACAAGAGACUCACAUUAAUAACUCAUGCUAAAAGGUAGCUUCAGCUACCGAGCUAACGAAUAAUCAUGGCAGACCAGGUUUUACCAUUGGCUGUCGGUCUGUCCGUGGCUCUCCUGCUGCUGCUGCUGUGUCUGACGGUUUACUAUCUGUGGAGGAGGAAGAAGAGGGGUCGGAGUCAAUACGAGGAGCUGCUCUCCACAGUGCCUUCAGUACCAGCAUGCUCUGACCCAGUGCUCCCGGUGUCUCAGGGCUCCUGCACCACGCCCUGUGAGAUCCCUUUUACCUUGCCCCCUCGCUUUAAGGCACAAAACCAUGGUGACCUAAAAAAUGGAGAGGAGAAAGAAGAAGAAGAGGAGGAGAUGAAGAUGAAGAUGGAGGCCCAGAGGGACAUACUAGCCCAUCGUGGGUCACUCACAGUAAGGAGAUUGUUCCCAGUGGGGACGGUGAUGGCCGGUCUCUACUCGGUUCCUCCUCUGAACGAGGUGGUGGCACCUCCUCCCGGCAUGGCCACCCGUCUCUGCUUCUCUGUGGAGUACCGACACAGCUGCGAGCAGCUCAUGGUCUCCUUGCUCCGCCUUGGCAACCUCCCUCCCCGUUUUCAUGGCAACAUCAUGCUGGUGGAGCUCCGGCUGCUCCCUGACGACCGGCGGCCCCGCCAGGCCAAGGCCCGGGGCACGGGGCCCGACCCCGAGUUCUGCGACUGCUUUGUUUUCCAGGCAAGGACAAUGAAAAACGAUGCGACCUUUAGAGACAAAAGAACAAUUUGUAUCUCACAUACUUCCUGUUUCCUUCUGCAGGUGUCAGGUGUGUGUGUGCCUCAGAGCACCCUGAGUGUGUGUGCGCUGAGUGUGGAGCAAGACGGCAAACGCCACGCGGUGGGCAGGGUGCUGUUCCCUCUGGAGGGGGAGCUCGGUCAGGCCGGCAGGGUGCUCUGGAGGGACCUGGAGACAGAGGACGACACACAGUGUUCAGAGCUGGGUGACGUGCAGAUAUCUCUCAUGUACAGUCCGUGUCUACAGCGCCUCUCUGUGGGUGUCCUGAGGGCCCGCGGCCUACAGCUGCUCACAGACGCAGGUGUGUGCGUACAGGUGAGCUUACGGAUACACUCUCAGGUGGUGAAGAUUAAACGCAGCUUUGUGGGGAAAUGUGAAAAGGACCCCUAUUUCGACCACAGGAUGACGUUUAAACUGCGCUUGCAGCACCUGGACGAAGCCUGGCUGAGAUUUGAGCUGCAGCAGCCAAACGACGUCCGCUCAGAGCCUCCAGCCCUGCUAGGAGUGCUGGUGUUGGGUCCCUUCAUGUAUGCCAGGGGCCCGCAGCUGCAGCACUGGAUGGACAUGGUUAACACACCACAGGAGCCGGUCGAACUGUGGCACGGGCUGGGCCGGGCCACUUAACACACACACACACACACACACACACACACACACACACACACACACACAAAACAAUGAAUAUAUACCAAUGUUUGACGUAAUAAAAUCAACAUUUGCAAAAAAGGAACUGAAUC
Etheostoma spectabile (orangethroat darter) is the source of this 1554-nucleotide messenger RNA. RefSeq names its product synaptotagmin XV (gene syt15). Gene Ontology annotation, molecular function: phosphatidylserine binding; calcium-dependent phospholipid binding; clathrin binding. The transcript has 7 exons. The record is from RefSeq and is a predicted model, not a curated record. The coding region runs from base 110 to 1441 and encodes 443 amino acids. Gene Ontology annotation, biological process: calcium-ion regulated exocytosis. Lineage: Eukaryota; Metazoa; Chordata; Actinopteri; Perciformes; Percidae. Gene Ontology annotation, cellular component: plasma membrane; exocytic vesicle.